This is a messenger RNA of Phragmites australis (common reed), 3018 nucleotides long. Its product is annotated as cadmium/zinc-transporting ATPase HMA3-like. The transcript has 7 exons. NCBI's taxonomy places the organism in Eukaryota, Viridiplantae, Streptophyta, Magnoliopsida, Poales, Poaceae. The coding region runs from base 225 to 2855 and encodes 876 amino acids. Gene Ontology annotation, molecular function: metal ion binding; ATP hydrolysis activity; cadmium ion transmembrane transporter activity. Gene Ontology annotation, biological process: monoatomic cation transport. Gene Ontology annotation, cellular component: membrane. The record is from RefSeq and is a predicted model, not a curated record.
UUGAUUUACUAGUCGAUUACAAAACUCUGAUCUUGUCGCCGGCCAGUAGCAGCCGUCGUUGUCGCUGAGGCCAGCUUUUUGCGUGCUUAUUGUACCAACCCAACUCCCCUGCUCCUCCAAAUCAUCUAUGUUCAUCUUCCGUUGAUCUCCUCCUAUUCGGCUCUCGUUCCUGCAGUCCUUCCACUGCGUUUCUUGCACCGGCAGGGAGUAGGCGGCGGCCGGUGAUGGAUGCCGGCGAGAGGAGGGCGGAAACCCCGGAAGCUGCCGCGCUCAAGGAGAGGCUGCUGGCGGCUGCGAGGAACGGAGAUGACAACGGCGGUGGCAGCAGGAAGAGGGGCAAGUGGGAGAAGACGUACCUGGAUGUGCUGGGCGUAUGCUGCUCCGCGGAGGUCGCGCUCGUGGAGCGGCUGCUGGCACCGAUCGACGGUGUGAGGGCGGUCAACGUCGUCGUCGCCUCCCGGACCGUCAUCGUCGAGCACGACCCGGCCGUCGUCUCUCAGUCCCACAUCGUGAAGGCUCUGAACAAGGCAGGCCUCGAGGCCUCGGUCCGCGCGUACGGCACCAGCGGGGUCGUCGGCCGGUGGCCCAGUCCGUACAUCAUCUCCAGCGGCGCCCUCCUCCUGGCGUCCUUCUUCGCGUGGCUCCUCCCUCCCCUGCGGUGGCUGGCCCUGGCCGCGGCCUGCGCCGGUGCGCCGCCGAUGAUGCUUAGGGCGUUCGCCGCUUCCACCAGGCUCUCCCUGGACAUCAAUGUGAUGAUGCUAGUCGCGGUGGCCGGCGCGGUCGCGCUCGGGGACUACACGGAGGCAGGCGUAAUCGUCUUCCUCUUCACCACCGCGGAGUGGCUGGAAACGCUAGCGUGCACCAAGGCGAGCGCCGGGAUGUCGUCGCUGAUGAGCAUGAUCCCACCAAAGGUCGUUCUCGCGGAGACUGGCGAGGUUGUCAGCGUGCGCGACGUCACCGUGGGCGCUGUGGUCGCGGUCAGGGCAGGGGAAGUGGUGCCCAUCGACGGCGUGGUGGUCGACGGGCAGAGCGAGGUCGACGAGAGCAGCCUCACCGGCGAGUCCUUCCCCGUGCCAAAGCAGCCGCAGUCGGAGGUCUGGGCCGGCACGCUGAAUCUAGACGGUUACAUUGCCGUGAGGACGACUGCUCUGGCCGAGAACUCCACGGUGGCCAAGAUGGAGAGGCUGGUGGAGGAGGCGCAGAACAGCCGGUCCGAGACGCAGCGGCUCAUCGAUUCGUGCGCAAAGUACUACACGCCGGCUGUAGUUUUUCUUGCAGCAAGUGUAGCUCUUGUCCCACUGAUGCUCGGAGCGCAAGACCUGGGACGAUGGUUUCAGCUGGCUUUAGUGCUUCUGGUGAGCGCGUGCCCGUGCGCGCUGGUUCUGUCGACGCCGGUCGCCACCUUCUGCGCUCUCCUGAGGGCAGCAAGAAUGGGGGUUCUCAUCAAGGGAGGGGACAUUCUUGAAUCUUUGGGAGCGAUUAGAAUUGCGGCAUUCGACAAAACUGGAACAAUCACCAAAGGGGAGUUUAGCAUCAACGGAUUCCACGUGGUUGGGGACAAGGUUGAAAUGAGUCAGCUUCUUUACUGGGUAUCUAGCAUUGAGAGCAAAUCAAGCCACCCAAUGGCAGCUGCUCUUGUUGAGUACUCUCAAUCUAAAUUUAUCGGACCGAAACCGGAAAUGGUGACUGAAUUUCGUAUUUUUCCUGGGGAGGGCAUCUAUGGAGAGAUCAAUGGAACACAUAUCUACAUUGGAAACGGAAGGAUUAUGACAAGAUCCUCAUGUCACAGUCACACAGUCCCCGAAAUAGAUGAUCACAAUGGUGCGUCGAUCGGUUAUGUGAUCUGCAACAGUGAUCUCGUCGGAGUGUUUUCGCUCUCCGAUGACUGCCGGACAGGGGCGGCAGAAGCGAUCCAGGAGCUGAGAUCAAUGGGCAUCAAGUCGGUGUUGCUUUCAGGGGACAGCAGGGCAGCGGCCAUGCACGCACAGGAGCAGCUAGGGGGCGCCCUGGAGGAGCUCCACUCCGAGCUCCUCCCAGAGGACAAGGUUCGGCUCGUCCGCGGGCUCAAGGCGAGAGCUGGCCCGACGCUAAUGGUGGGUGACGGCAUGAACGACGCCCCGGCGCUGGCCAUGGCAGACGUGGGCGUCUCCAUGGGCCUCUCCGGCUCGGCAGCUGCCAUGGAGACCAGCCACGCAACGCUCAUGUCCAGCAACAUCCUCAGGGUCCCGGAGGCUGUCAGGCUCGGGAGGCGCGCCCGCCGGACCAUCGCCAUCAACGUGGUCGUCUCCAUAGGUGCGAAGGUUGCCGUCCUUGCGCUGGCCGUAGCGUGGCGCCCCGUGCUGUGGGCGGCCGUGCUCGCCGACGUUGGGACGUGCCUGCUCGUCGUGCUGCACAGCAUGCUGCUGCUGAGGGCGGCGUCUGGAAGGCAGAGGGGCAGUGGUUACCAGGCGUGCCGCGCGACGGUGAGGUCAUUGGCCAUGAGGUCUCAGCUUGCCGGAGGAUCGGACGCCACUGCUGCCAGAAGUGUCCAGGGACCAAGAGAAGAACCUUACCACUGCUGCCAGAAGAAGAGCAAAUCGCCUGAGCACUCGGUCGUAAUCGACAUACCAGCACCAGCUGCUAAGUAUCAAGAGGAGGCUAAUCCUCGCGCAGGAGCAAAAGGCAAGAUCCCCGGAUGUUGCGGGGCCGGCAAAGCUUGCAAUGCUUCCGCGGCGCCUCUGCCUUCUGCAACCCGCGCACCACCAGAAUGUCGUGCCGACGAAGAGGACAGGGAGGAAGGUGAAGAUAGCCGCAUGAGUGUAAAGACAGCCUGUUGCAAUAAGGGAAGAGGAAGUCGAUCACCUAUAUCUACUUGAGGAGGAGAUCGCAUCGAAGGGACGACUACCCUGCUGAGUUUAGCUACUUCAUAUACAUCGACACACAUGAUGUUAGAUCGAUAUGCUCUAACUCUUCUUCCGCUAUGUUAUGCAUCUAGUGGUAAUGAUCCAUGAUCCUAGUAACGCCGCAUAUUUCUACAAA